AAUGUAAAAGUUUUUCCAGUGAUACAAAAUAUAAGAAUCUGAGUUUGUUUUUCAAGGAUCACUAAAUUUUAGUAAUGAUUAUAUCACAUUUUCCAAAACGUGUGGCCAUUUCUGCUCUCUUUGUCCUGAGUGUUGGUGCACUGGACACUUUUAUUGCUGCAGUGUAUGAGCAUGCUGUUAUCUUACCAAACAGAACAGAAACACCUGUUUCAAAAGAAGAAGCUUUAUUCCUGAUGAACAAGAAUAUAGAUGUUUUGGAGAAAGCAGUCAAGCUGGCAGCCAAGCAAGGUGCACAUAUCAUUGUGACCCCAGAAGAUGGAAUCUAUGGUUGGGUAUUCACCAGGGAGAGCAUUUACCCUUAUCUGGAGGAUAUACCAGACUCUGAAGUGAACUGGAUUCCAUAUAGAGAUCCUCAAAGAAAUCACUAAAAUACAAGUUUGAGGCAAUAUCUGUUGAAUUAGGUUUGGCUACACACCAGUGCAAGAAAGACUCAGCUGCCUGGCCAAGGACAACUCCAUCUAUGUUGUGGCAAAUAUUGGGGACAAGAAGCCAUGCAACGCCAGUGACCCUCAGUGUCCUCCUGAUGGUCGUUACCAAUACAACACGGAUGUGGUGUUUGAUUCUGAGGGUAGGCUGGUGGCACGCUACCAUAAGUACAAUCUUUUUGCACCUGAAAUUCAAUUUGAUUUCCCCAAAACAUCAGAAGUUGUGACUUUUGACACUCCCUUUGGGAAGUUUGGAAUUUUCACUUGCUUUGACAUUUUUUCUCAUGACCCAGCUGUGGUGGUGGUGGACAAGUUUCAAGUCGACAGUGUUAUCUACCCCACAGCGUGGUACAACACGCUGCCCCUUCUCUCGGCUGUUCCAUUCCAUUCUGCGUGGGCCAGAGCCAUGGGAGUCAAUCUGCUUGCUGCAAAUACCCACAACACCAGCAUGCACAUGACAGGGAGUGGUAUCUAUGCCCCAGAAGCAGUCAAGGUAUAUCACUAUGACAUGGAAACAGAGAGUGGUCAGCUGAUGCUCUCAGAAUUGAAGUCUCAGCCUCGCCGUGAACCCACCUAUCCUGCAGUUGUUGACUGGGGUGCAUAUGCUGAAAGUAUUAAGCCAUUCUCCUCUGAACAGUCACAUUUUCCAGGGAUGAUUUAUUUUGAUGAGUUCACCUUCACUGAGCUUAAGAGAAACACAGGAAAUUACACAGUGUGCCAGAAAGACCUGUGUUGUCACUUGACUUACAAGAUGUCUGAGAAGCGAACAGAUGAGGUCUAUGCACUAGGUGCUUUUGAUGGACUGCACACAGUAGAAGGCCAAUAUUACUUACAGGUGUGCACAUUACUGAAGUGUCAAACCACUGACCUGACAACUUGUGGGCAGCCGGUGGGGUCAGCUUUUACCAAGUUUGAAGAAUUCUCCCUCAGUGGCACGUUUGGAACCAGUUAUGUUUUCCCACAGCUCAUUCUAAGUGGGAGUCAGCUUGCCCCUGAAAGACAUUAUGAGGUUUCAAGAGAUGGACGUUUAAGGAGCCGAAGUGGAGCCCUUUUGCCUGUCUUAGUUAUGGCUCUGUAUGGAAGAGUGUUUGAGAAGGACCCUCCACGCUUAGGGCAGGGACCUGGGAAAUUACAAUGAUCUCCUUCACCAGGGUCCUUUUGGGAUUAGCCUGGCACAGAGAGGGAGAAAAAAAAGAAAGCCCUUAGUGUCUGUUUAGAAGAGAUGUCGUAAACUUAAUGAAACAAUGAAUAAAUUUAAGAAAAGAAAAGCAA
This is a messenger RNA of Galeopterus variegatus (Sunda flying lemur), 1757 nucleotides long. Its product is annotated as vascular non-inflammatory molecule 3. NCBI's taxonomy places the organism in Eukaryota, Metazoa, Chordata, Mammalia, Dermoptera, Cynocephalidae. The coding region runs from base 892 to 1623 and encodes 243 amino acids. The transcript is spliced from 7 exons. Gene Ontology annotation, molecular function: hydrolase activity, acting on carbon-nitrogen (but not peptide) bonds, in linear amides. The record is from RefSeq and is a predicted model, not a curated record.